AUGGCAGCAGCCAAAGACGAGUUACUGUUACCGCGGCUCCCUGAGCUGUUCGAAACCAGCAAGCAGCUUUUGGACGAACUGGAAAUCGCAACUGAGCCCACCGGCUCCCGAAUAAUCCAAGAUAAGGUGUUCAAGGGACUGGAUCUCCUGAAGAAGGCUGCUGAAAUGUUGUCGCAGCUCGACUUGUUCAGCCAAAAUGAAGAUUUGGAGGAGAUCGCGUCCACCGACCUGAAGUACCUGAUGGUGCCAGCAUUUCAAGGAGCGUUCGCUGUGAAACAAGUCAGUCCCAGCAAGCGUCUAGAUCAUUUGCAGUGGGCUCAAGAACACUUUUUAAACUACUUAACUCAGUGCCAGCACUAUCAUGUGGCAGAGUUUGAGCUGCCCAAAACCAAGACCAACUCAGCUGAAAAUAACACUGCUAAUUCCUCCAUGGCCUAUCCUAGCAUCGUUGCUAUGGCAUCUCAGAGACAGGCUAAAAUAGAGAGAUACAAGCAGAAGAAGGAGGUGGAGCAUAGGUUGUCUACACUGAAAUCUGCUGUGGAAAGUGGUCAAGCAGAUGAUGAGCAUGUUCGUGAAUAUUACCUCCUUCACCUUCGAAGGUGGAUUGGUAUCAGCUUAGAAGAGAUUGAGAGCAUUGACCAGGAGAUAACGAUCUUUAGAGAAAAAGACUCCAUAAAAGAGGCAUCAACUUCUCAGUCAUCUCGUCAGGACAGGCCUCCAAUGAAACCGUUUGUUCUCACUCGGAACAUGGCCCAAACCAAAGUAUUUGGAACUGGUUAUCCAAGUCUGGCAUCUAUGACAGUGAAUGACUGGUAUGAACAGCAUCGGAAAUUUGGAGCAUUACCAGAUCAGGGAAUAGCCAAGACAACGUCAGGUAAGGGAAGAUCAUCAUAACUACAAGAUCAACUAGUAAUGGGCAUCUGUGUAAGCAGAAAGAGUUGGCCAUCUGAAAGACCUGAAAACGGGAGAAUUCCAAAACAGCAAACAGUAUUCACUAAAAAGUGUGGCAUUCUGACAGGUGUAAGGUGCUGUUUCAUUGCAUUUGAGGUGGUUUUGAUUCACAUUUCCCUCGUGAUUAGUGAUGUUGAGCAUCUUUUCAUGUGCCUGUUGGUCAUCUGUGUGUCUUCUUUGGAAAAUGUCUAUUUAGAUCUUCUGCCCAUUUUGUAAUCAGAUUGUUUGUAUUGAGUUGUCUGAGUUCUUAAUAUAUUUUGGAUAUUAACCCCUUAUCAGACAUAUCAUUUGCCAGUAUCUUCUCCCAUUCAGUAGUUUUUUUGUCUUGCUGAUGGUUCCCUUUCCUGUGCAA
Molecule: messenger RNA, 1303 nt
Organism: Dama dama (fallow deer)
Lineage: Eukaryota; Metazoa; Chordata; Mammalia; Artiodactyla; Cervidae
Product: immunoglobulin-binding protein 1-like
Exons: 1
Coding region: 1-894 (297 amino acids)
Biological process (GO): regulation of dephosphorylation; regulation of signal transduction
Cellular component (GO): cytosol
Molecular function (GO): protein phosphatase 2A binding
Source: RefSeq, a predicted model, not a curated record